Molecule: messenger RNA, 1030 nt
Organism: Oryza sativa Japonica Group (Japanese rice)
Lineage: Eukaryota; Viridiplantae; Streptophyta; Magnoliopsida; Poales; Poaceae
Product: exocyst complex component EXO70B2
Biological process (GO): exocytosis
Cellular component (GO): exocyst
Molecular function (GO): phosphatidylinositol-4,5-bisphosphate binding
Source: RefSeq, a predicted model, not a curated record
UCGAUGAUGUUUUCUGGGUAGAGCCAUAUUGAUGAUGACGACGGACGCCUUGAGCCCCCCGAGUGGACCAUUUCCGGACAAUGCAGAAAUCCACAAGGCUACUCUGUUAGCUGUCAACUAUGCAAUAUUGUUUUGGGGAUACCAUAGCGUGCUGGAGGCCAUCCUACUUGAUAAUGGCGAUUUGUUUGGUAAUUGCAGUUGGUAUUCUGAGAAGCUAGUAGUAGAAAGAUUGAUUGUGCAAAUUAUAACCAACUUGCAGGAUGAGCUCGAGAAGAAAUCCAAGUUGUUCUCUGACCAUAGCCUGAGAUAUCUGUUCUUGCUUAACAAUUCCUACGUCGUACAAUAUCAGUUUCUUGUACCCAGCGACUACAGCCCUCCAUCGGAAAUAAAGUUCCACUAUGAGCAGUACCAAAAAGAGUAUAUGCGUGCCUCCUGGGAACCUGUUCUGUCUUGCCUACACGAUAAGAUGCCACCGUGCUUCCCUAAGCUCUCAUCGCAUUCGGAGCUGUCAAGAUUCGAGUUGGAAUUUGAGAAAACAUGCAGUCAUCAGAAGCUGUGGAAGGUCCCGCUUCCGAAUCUUAGGCAGAGCCUGCGAGAAACCAUCAUUAAUAAGAUCAUUACUAGAUACAAAAAGUACAUGGAGGACCAUCCAGAGCAGGAGAAAUGCGGCAGAGAUCCACUGGACAUGGAAGGCAUGGUGAAUGAUCUAUUUGAAGGAUGAAGGGGUUGCUACAGUUUCAGAAUGACAGGCCCGCACAAAUAGAGUAUAAGUUUUAAAGCAGCUACGAAGAGGAGGCCAAGGUUAAAUAGGUGUUCUUGAUGUCCUUUUUACUUUUACCGUAUUUUGAUGUCGGGUGCAAUUGUGUUCUUAUCCCUUGUUUCUUAACUCCAGCGGUGAUUUUACCCCUACCAUUUUAACUUUGUGAUUUUAUCAUCAUUUUUAGUUGAAGCUUGUGCCUGCGCCCAUUCCAUUAAGAGGACUUAAAGUUGUAAAAGUUCAUGUCAAAAGGGGCAAACUUCAUGUUAAGCU